This is a messenger RNA of Trichosurus vulpecula (common brushtail), 2143 nucleotides long. RefSeq names its product centromere protein H (gene CENPH). The transcript has 9 exons. Gene Ontology annotation, molecular function: kinetochore binding. NCBI's taxonomy places the organism in Eukaryota, Metazoa, Chordata, Mammalia, Diprotodontia, Phalangeridae. The coding region runs from base 1 to 1710 and encodes 569 amino acids. Gene Ontology annotation, cellular component: nucleus; kinetochore. Gene Ontology annotation, biological process: kinetochore assembly; mitotic spindle organization; chromosome segregation. The record is from RefSeq and is a predicted model, not a curated record.
AUGGAAGCGCUGGGCGCCAGGUCCCGGCGGACCACGCGCCGCUCCCUUCACCGGAUCGGUGAAGCGCGUGAGGAAGACGGGGAAGUGCGGGUCGCCCUACGGCGGCGCACCUGGAGCAGCCCCGGCCGCAAGGCGCCGAAAGACGAGGAGGAGGUGUCACGCGCCACGCCUAGCUCGUGCCCGAGACCCAGGCGCGCUCUGGAGAAGAAAGAGGAGAAGGAAAAGGAGGCUGCGGGGCAAAGAGCCACACCCACCUCCGGCCAGUACCCCCGGGACAAGGAAAAGGAAGCGCCAAGCACCCAGUCCCGGCGUGCCCGCAGCAGUGGCCGCAGGAGCGCUCCAGGAGAGGACGAGGAAGUACGGCGUUCCAGGCCUGGGCGGCCCGAGCACAGCGCCAGCAGCAAUGAACAGCAGGGCCCGGAGGAUGUGCUGGCCAAGCGCAGCGCCCAGGGCCGGAACGCCCCGGAGGAGGACGAGGCGGAGGGCCCGAGGCCCUGUUCCCCAGGCGCCAAACAAAGCUUAAGGAAGUACACCGGAGACGAAGAGGAGCAGGCUUGGAGCUCCAGCUCCCUACGCCCCAAGCUCGGCCCUAGCGGGGACGCCAAACUUCGGGACGCUGCACCAGCCAGCGCCAGAAGCAGCACUGGAAAGAACGCCCCGGGGGAGAAGGGGGCGGGCACCAGGCCCCGGCGUGCCAGGAGUGGCGCCGGCGGGGAUGCGAAAGUGCGCGAGCAAGAGAAGCCCGUAUUGGGCUCCAGGGCCCGGAGGCGGGCGUCCGCUCCGGUCAAGUACGCGGUUGGAGGGGAGGACGAGGAGACGCCACGCACCAGAGACGUUACGCGCCGGGUGCGGGAUGGCACGUCCGGCAACUUAGGCGAGGAGGCGUGGGGAGAGGAGGGGCUGGUGCGGAAGACGCGGCGGCCAGCGCCGGGCCCGAGCGGGGACGCUGGAGGCUAUGGGCAGGACCCCAGCGCCCGGCGCGCCACGACUAGUAGUACUACCAGGGAUGAGUCCCCUCCAGCCUCCUCCGAUAGGAAAGAGAGGGGCGCAGAAGAGACAGGAGAGGAGGAUGAAGACUGUAAGAUGGUCCAGCAGCUGCUCAGACUGAAGGAUCAGCUUAAACAACAGCUACUGGAAUAUAAGGCAGAGGUCGAAGCAAGUGAAGAGAGUCCUACAGAAGAACUCACAGAAGGCGACUUACUUCAGAGGAUUGAAGAUGUAGAAAAGAAAAUGGAAGAGGUGAAAAUUGAGUUAGAAGUGAAAACUCUAGCUUUAAAAAGGGUCCAGGUUGCACAUGCCCUUCAGAAAAAACUGGAAAAAAAGGACAGUGAAUCUGAAUCAAUCUUGGCAAUUUUGAAAAGCAUUUUAACUCAUAAUAAUUCAAUACUGAAAGCUCAGCAGCAAUCUCGGGACCUGGAGGAGAAAAUGCUUGAAGUUAAGAAGAAGAGAUUAAUGUUUAAAAAAGCUGGGGAAGAAAAGCUACUAGAAAUACAAGCUGAGAAUAAAAAGAAAAAAGAUGAAUUAAAUCUCCUGAAAAAUAGUGCCUUGUUAACUAAAAUGAAGAAAAGUCUACAAAAGGAGAUAGAUGCAACUACCAUUAUUCAAAACGUUUUUCAGCACAUCGUAAUGGCAACAAAGAUCGACUGGGCAGCAGAUCCAGCUUUGGAGGCCCUUAUUUUACAGCUUGAGAAAAAUUUAAGUUUUGUUUGAAUAGUUCUGCUUGUUUACAUGCAAUUAAGUAGUAAAUUUCAGAAAAACUGUAUUUUUGGCUCUAUUUGAUUAAUUCAAACUCUUUAAAACAUUUGUUUCAGUAACACUAACUUCAGAGUCAUUCUGUGUCAAUUAUUAAAAUGACAUUCUUAUCACAGAAUUUGGGGUCUUUUAAGUAAGAAGCAUGCCUAAAGGUCAAGUCCAACUUCUUAUCUAAUAUGGGAACCCUCUCUAUACUAUCGGUGAAAAAUGGUCAUCUAGUUAUUGUUUGAACCCUUUCAGUGACUAAGCAUUCACUACCUCAUUAGACAAUCUACUCCGUAUCUAAAUAGCCCUCACUGUUAUUCCUUUAUAUAGUGUUCAUUGAUUAGUAUUCUAGAAAGUAGUGGUUAUGUCCUACUUUAAAAGCAGUGUAUUUUCUAAAAUACUGAUC